This is a messenger RNA of Brassica rapa (field mustard), 2372 nucleotides long. RefSeq names its product exopolygalacturonase. Gene Ontology annotation, molecular function: polygalacturonase activity. NCBI's taxonomy places the organism in Eukaryota, Viridiplantae, Streptophyta, Magnoliopsida, Brassicales, Brassicaceae. The record is from RefSeq and is a predicted model, not a curated record. Gene Ontology annotation, biological process: carbohydrate metabolic process.
UUUUUUUAUAAAAUUUAUAAAUUAUUUUUAAAUCUUCUAUAUGAAAAAGCUUACAGAACCUCAGAAACCUUUUCGGGGUUAUAUUCAUAAAAAUAAAUUUUAUUUUUUGUGUCAUAAGAAGAUAGUUAUAAUUUCACAAGGCUUUUGAGUUACUUUUAUAUUUGACUGAAGUUUUGGUAUAUUUUUGGGUUUAAAAUCAAGUUUUGUGUCAUUUUUGGCAAAUUCUCCACUAAAUAUAAGAUAAACCUAAUUAUGAUAUUAUCAGUAAAAUUUGGUAAUAAUAUCUAUUUUUAAUUUAUUUAUUUAAAUAAUAACCCCAAAUACCAUCAUAAAUUUAUAUACCUAAAUAAUAUUUUUUUAAAAUAGUAUAUAUAGAUCAGUAAAAUUUGUCAAUAUGUCUAUUAAUUAAUUAUCUUAAAUAUUAUGAUAAAUAAAAUAUAUUAAAAUAACUUUCAUGAUAUAAAUUAAUUGGACUAAUGAUUUAUCCUAUAAUUAUGGAGAAGGUGAAAAAUACGCGAAAUUAUUUCAAAUAUAGUAUAGAUUAAUUUUCAAAUAAUAGUAUAGAUAGAUUUAUUUUUUUUUUGUGAUGAUUUAGAGUUGUUUACAAAAUAUAUGUAGAUGAAUUAUUUUAAAACCAAGCAUUAACCGAAACAAUUUACUGGUAAAUACCCAAUUGAAUUUUCACCAAAAUUAAGAUUCUGUUUUAAACGAGAGAGCAAAGAGAAAUCAGAUAACCAUAUAUUACAUAUCCAUAACCAUAAAUAAUCAACCAAAAGCAAUACAAAAGAAACAGCCCAAUUUUAGCCGAUGGUUACUAAUUAGUAACAAGAAUCAAGUUCUUGUGUUUAAAAAAUAGAUUUAUUCUAACAGUUCAUGGAAACAAUUAACUCUAUAUAAGCAAAUACAGUAGAUAAACACUUCUCAUUGUGUCUUAAAGACAUUUAUUAAUAACACAAAAUUCUUAUUUGAAUAUACCCUAAACAUAAUAAGAAGAUGACUUGCAUUUCUUCUGCGUUUAAGGCUUUGUGUUUGUCUCUCUUGUUCCUCAAUGCCGUUGCAAGUCGUCCGACCAAUAGGCCAAAGGUUUUUAAUGUCCAGCGCUAUGGUGCCAAAGCUGACGGAAAAGCUGAUAACACCAAGGCGUUCACAAACAUAUGGAAAAGCGCAUGCACAAGGAAAGGUGGUAAUAGUAAAAUCUACGUACCGAAAGGAACGUUUUAUCUUGGUGGUGUACAGUUCGUAGGGCCAUGUGCGAAUCAGAUUGAAUUCGUUAUCGAUGGAACUUUAUUGGCUCCUUCAAACCCUAGGGACAUUAAGAAUGACACAUGGAUCCAGUUCAGGUACAUUAACAAUCUUAUUAUCUCCGGUGCCGGUACACUCGACGGCCAAGGGAAAGAGUCUUGGCCACUAAAUGACUGCCACAAAAACCCCAGUUGUCCUAAGCUAGCUAUGACCAUGGGAUUUGCAUUCGUGAACAACUCAAGAAUCAAUGGGAUAACGUCACUCAACAGCAAAAUGGGACACUUCAACUUCUUUUCUGUCCAUCACUUCAACAUCACUGAAGUCACUAUAACAGCUCCCGGCGACAGUCCAAACACCGAUGGGCUAAAGUUUGGGUUCUGUAGCAACAUUAACAUCUCCAAGACACACAUUGGUACAGGAGACGACUGUAUAGCUAUCCUUUCCGGAACCACUAACAUGGAUAUCUCUAAUGUCAAUUGUGGUCCUGGACAUGGGAUCAGUGUCGGAAGCUUAGGGAAGAACAAAGAAGAGAAGGACGUUAAUGGCUUAACCGUAAGAGACAUAGUCUUUAACGGCACUAGUGAUGGUAUUCGGAUCAAGACUUGGGAAUCUUCAGCUUCGAAGAUAUUGGUUUCUAACUUUGUGUACGAGAAUAUUCAAAUGAUUAAUGUUGGAAACCCUAUCAACAUCGACCAGAAGUAUUGUCCUCACCCACCUUGUGAAAAGAAGGGACAAUCACACGUUCAAAUCCAAGAUCUUAAAUUAAAGAACAUAUAUGGAACAUCGACGAACAAAGUGGCGGUGAAUCUACAAUGUAGCAAGAGCUUUCCGUGCAAGAAGGUUGAGCUAAUUGACAUUAACCUAGAGCAUAAGGGAGUCGAGGGUGGUCCUUCCACUGCGGUAUGUGAGAAUGUUGACGGUUCUGCACGUGGCACGAUGGUUCCUCAGCAUUGUCUGAACUGAUUCAACAACCCAUGGGAACAAUGACCGUGUGUUGUACUAUUUUAUAUUUUAUUAUGUUUUUGUAUAAUUUAUAACUUCUGUGUAUUUGCUUCUUCUUCUUUCUUUUUCUGCUAGUUUUUGAAAGUUUUUGGUUGGUGCAAUAAAGAAGUGAAUACACUUUUAUGUUU